Molecule: messenger RNA, 2339 nt
Organism: Oncorhynchus masou masou (cherry salmon)
Lineage: Eukaryota; Metazoa; Chordata; Actinopteri; Salmoniformes; Salmonidae
Product: norrin-like
Exons: 4
Coding region: 429-851 (140 amino acids)
Biological process (GO): positive regulation of DNA-templated transcription; Norrin signaling pathway; Wnt signaling pathway
Molecular function (GO): frizzled binding; cytokine activity
Source: RefSeq, a predicted model, not a curated record
GUGUGAGAGAGAGAGACAGAAAGAGAGAGACAGAGAUAUAUAGUGUGGCAGAGAGAGAGAGAGACAGAGAUAGAUAGGGAUAGAGAGAGAGAGAGACAGAGAGAAAGAGAAACAGAGAGAAGGAUAGCAAGUGAAAUAGGGGACAGAGGGAUUGAAAAGCUAUUGUAGAAGGAAGAGGAGACUCUACUGGCUGUGUCGGAUCAGCAGCAGCUGUUGGAUAUUCCUGUCUUCCUGUCUAUGGUGGCGGGUUGAAGAUCCAGACCAAUAGACAGGAGAGAUGGAGAGGUCCAAGAAGAGGACCAACAGAAGAGCUUACCUCCCCCGCAGCAGUACCCUUAGCCAAGGCUAGGAGCUCCACACCAACACCCACUGUAAACCCUAAGGCAUUUUGAACUCAAAUACUUAUACCAGCCCUCCCUGGCACCAGUAUGCGGCCCCCAGCCCCCCUUUCUCCCCCCUCAGGGCUGCUGCUGUUGCUGGUCUUCUGCCCCCUAGUGGUGGUAGCGCAGGCCAGCAGCAGUAAGACGGAGAGCGGACACAGCACACACCAUGGAGACACAGACCGCUGUAUGAGGCAUCACUUCGUGGAGACCAUCACACACUCCAUCUACAAGUGCCACUCAAAUAUGGUGUUGCUAGCUCGGUGCGAGGGCCACUGCAGCCACACGUCCCGCUCCGACCCUCUCAUCUCCUUCAGCUCGGUGUUGAAGCAGCCCUUCAAGAGUACCUGUUUCUGCUGCAGGCCCCACACCUCCAAGCUGAAGGCUGUGAGACUCCGCUGCGCCGGAGGGACCCGCAUCACAGCAACCUACCGCUACAUCCUCGCCUGCAACUGUGAGGAGUGCAGCUGAGCUGGGAAAAUACCUUUUUAAACUUUAGAACUCUAGAACCGUCUCCUCGAGAAAGUUUCUGCACCUGCGAGUCGACAGAUGUGAAGAGUGGAAUUCUAGAACUUGUAAAUUAGAAGAACCUGAACCUUUGUAGAACCUAUAAGUCCAGGCUCUACCCAUGGACCGAGCCAGUGUUUUGGUCCCUGUAUAAUGAUUAAAUUACAAUGAUUUAACUUCACCUGGCCUUCAUUUGCAAGUAGUGGAACCCUUAGAGCCCAAUAGAACUCUAGAACCUGAGAGUAUAGGCUAGACCCAUGGACGAAUCUAGAACCGUCAUGCCUGUUUGUGAUGAGGACUCCAGCGCCCCAACGACUAUCUGCCUUUUAGAAUGUUGUUCCUAGGGAAGGGAGGCAGGAGAUUUCAGAACCAAUAAUAAUAAUGGAUUGGAUUUACAUAGCGCAUUUCUACCAACUGAACUACUCCAAGCGCUUUACAUAGUAACUCACCUCAUACACCACCUGGAGGAAUGUACCAUUUCAAGGUUCUACAUGUGUUUCUAGACCUGACUGAGAAGUCAGUCAUGAGAUCCUUCAUUCUUCUUGGCUCUUUGUCAAACUGCUUUGUCAAUCCUCUAAAUAUACCACUUAUCAGUCUGGACCAAGAGUUACCUGAGCUCCUGUCCUCAUCCAGUAGCUCAGUCCUCAAACUAAGACUCAUUGGGAACCCUGUUCCCAAAUUCUGUGUGUCUAGAACCAAGAGAACACUCGGCUCCUCAAGGCUCCCAGAAGGAGCUAGUUCUGCUAAUCCAUCGAGGGUAGAUGACAUUUCCCAGAAUCCUCUGGAACACUGUCUUCUCCCUCAUGUGUUCAGCCCCAAAAACAAUUAACUGCUUUUUCGGUUUCAGCCAAACUCUCAACACUCAUUACAAGCAACAACAACACAUAUGCAUAUGUAUACGCUCGUAUUCAAUCACUCAUCACCUCUCUAAUUACACACACUGUCUCCCCACUCUCACCACUAAUUACAUCUAUAAAUGUAUGGUGCCGACGUCAUUAAACCCAACAGCACAAAAUGCAUAAAUAAAAGCAGCAUGGGACAGAGCAGGCCGUGUAUCCUAUGAGAUACAUGUGUAAUGACUGUGCUUAACUACACCUUCCCCCUGUCUCCUAGCCAGGCCAUAAACAUGUAACAUACUCCACCAGAUCUUCACCUACAGUUGAAGUCGGUAGUUUCCAUACACCUUAGCCAAAUACAUUUAAACUCAGUUUUUCACAAUUCCUGACAUUUAAUCCGAGUAAAAAUUCCCUGUCUUGGUUCAGUUAGGAUCACCACUUUAUUUUAAGAAGGUGAAAUGUCAGAAUAAUUGUAGAGAGAAUGAUCUAUUUCAGCUUUAAUUUCUUUCAUCACAUUCCCAGUGGGUCAGAAGUUUACACACUCAAUUAGUAUUUGGUAGCAUUGCCUUUAAAUUGUUUAACUUGGGUCAAAUGUUUCGUGUGGCCUUCCACAAGC